Trichomonas vaginalis G3 is the source of this 699-nucleotide messenger RNA. Its product is annotated as protein of unknown function, DUF563 family. The record is from RefSeq and is a predicted model, not a curated record. The transcript has a single exon. Bases 1 to 699 code for a protein of 232 amino acids. NCBI's taxonomy places the organism in Eukaryota, Parabasalia, Trichomonadida, Trichomonadidae.
AUGCACUUCCAAAUCCAAACUUUCAUGAUUCCAUAUUUAAUUUUAUUUUCUUGUUAUAGGGUUUUACAAGGAUGUACCCAACGUAUUAAUUUCACUAUAGAAAAGAAAGAAAUUUUAACAUAUUGUGUUCAAAAAGAUUUAAAAGCAGCUUCUGAUCACAACAAUUAUGUCAAAGUUAAUGGUGUUAAAAAUGGAUUAUAUCCUGAAUAUUUAGAUCGAAUAAUUCCACUUCAUUUAACAUAUGAAGAUCCUCCAGAUGGAAAUUUCUUCGGCUUUUUGAAAAAUGCCAAAGAGCUUCGAUACAGAAAAUACUACCAAAACCUUAGAUAUGUUCCGAAAUACGCAACAAAUCAAACUAAAAUCUUUAUUAACAAUUUCAAAGGGAAAAUUGCAAUAUACAAAGAUGCCUACGCGAACGAAUAUGGAGAGUUUGUUAUAAACGGUCAUAUAAUUAGACCUCCAUUUGAUACUUCAAUGACUGAUAUUCGCAUAUAUCAAAAUGGACCUGUUGUAUUUGAAUGUGAAAAGGCAUGCGUAUUUGGACAUUUUUGGAUGUAUAAUUUCGGUCAUUUUAUUCAUGAUUAUUUAUCACCUUUGAUGCUAGUGCCAAAAGACUUCUUGGAGGAAUGUGUUGUCAUAUUAACAGAAGAAGCACGAAAAUACGGUGACGAUGUUCUUAAAGCAGUUGGUGUUCGUUGA